Messenger RNA from Biomphalaria glabrata, 2482 nucleotides. Its product is annotated as WD repeat-containing protein 38-like. Gene Ontology annotation, molecular function: protein binding. Bases 124 to 1278 code for a protein of 384 amino acids. The transcript is spliced from 9 exons. NCBI's taxonomy places the organism in Eukaryota, Metazoa, Mollusca, Gastropoda, Planorbidae. The record is from RefSeq and is a predicted model, not a curated record.
UAAUUAUUAUAAUCAUAGAGAGAUUUACUUCUGAAAGACGACAAUCAUUGCAGUUUCGAUUUUAAAUUUUAACAAUAGAUCUAGACUCGAGCAAAGAGCUAGAGAUUAUUAGCUCUUAUUAUUAUGUUCUUGACGCCAAGUGAUUUCACUAAGCAAACCUUUACUGAAUUUAUAGGACAUAAAGAUGAGGUGAACUGUGUGAGCUACUCCCCUGACUUUCAGUUUGUAGUUACUGGAAGUGAUGACCAUAGAGUCAGAGUUUUUAAUGUUAAGACCAAACAGUGCAUCAUAAAACUAAGAGGGCACAAUGGUGCUAUUAAAUGUGUAGCUGUAUCCCAAUGUAGCAGAUAUUUAGCCAGUGGAUCUUAUGAUAAGUCUGCUAGAAUAUGGAAGACAGCUAGUGGAGAGUGUCUCCAUGUUCUCAGUGGUCAUCAUAAAAGUAUUGAGAGCAUUGCAUUUUCUCCUGGAGCUGUUUAUGUAUGCACUGGCUCAUGGGAUAGAACAGCUAGACUCUGGUGUGUCCAGACAGGAAUGGUAUUGCAGAUUUUUCAUGGUCAUGGUUCACUGGUCCAGUCAAUGGCAUUUUCUUAUGAUUCGCACAUGUUGGCUUCUGGAUCUUGGGAUUUUACUGUUCGAGUUUGGUCUCUAAAUCAUAAACAUUAUAAAAAAAUCAGAGCCAAUGUAAACCAAUGCUCUAGUGAAAAGAUCACUUCAGAUAGGAAAGAUAAUACACUCACUAAAACUCUACAUUUACAUAAUAUAAGUGAGACUGAAGAAGACAAUUCUGACCAUCAAAAUGAAACUACAAGUGAUUUAAAAGAAAACCAUGAUGAUAAAGAAAAUGAAAUAGAGUACAGAAGUUUAAUUGGCCACACAGGAAAUGUUCAUUCAGUCACUUUUUCAUUGAUUGGAAUGUUAGCAUCAGGAUCCUGGGACAGAACUGUGAGACUAUGGAAUCCUUGGAAAGGUAUCUGUUUGAGACAUCUUGUUGGUCACAUUGGCUGGGUACAAGCUGUUAGUUUUUCACCAGAUUCUACUUUUAUUGCAAGUGCUGCUGAUGAUGACUAUGUUAAAAUCUGGGACAUUGUUUCUGGUGAUUGUGUUAAAACAUUAGAGGGCGAUACAGACAUGGUACAGUUUUGUGCUUUUACUCCAGAUGGUGAGGUUAUAGCUUCAGGUGCUGCUGUGGUACAAGGGAAGCAACUACCCAAAAGGAAAAAUGAAGAGGAAAUAAAAGAUGCAGAAGAUCAACUUCUGGCCAUGUUAAACUGCGAUUGAUGAAGUUUAGUCGUCAAAUGUAAAUAUAAAUGAUUUACAGACUUAAGUUUUAAUCUGUAAAUAUAAAUGAAAGUACACAAAAAACUUGUAUAUGCACUUAAUAUCUCAUUGUAAAUAUUUCCUCAAACCACAUCUCUAUAAGCUCUUAUUAAACUGAUGUAUAUCUUUUAUAAGAAUAUCUAAAAUAUUACAUGAAAAUGUAAACAUAAAAUCAAUACAUCGUUACAUAUUAUAUUAAGUUAACACUUCACAUUGUCCUGAAAUUGAAGAUAUUUGAGCCUUAAAACUUACCUACUUCUUGUUUCGGAUUAUCAAAUUAUUGUUUUAAUUUUUGUAAGUUUUAAGAGAUUUUGUUGGCAUGCCACUUAGAAUAAUGUUUAAUGAUGGAUUUUUGAUAGCAUUAUUUCCUCUAAUAAGUCUGGCAAUGUAUUUUGUUCUAAAAAUAUUUUUCAUCCGUCAGUAAAACUUUCAUGAACAACAUCACAUUUAAAGACUAAGGUGGUUAUUUAAAAAGUUUUCUCUCAAUCAAAAUUAAAAAUUCAAAAAAAAAAAAAGUUUGGCUUGACAUUUUUAUUAAUGAUAACUUGUACAGUUUCUAUUUUAUGUCCUACUGUUGUACUAAAAAAGUAUUAUGUCACUUAUUUCUUUAUAAUUAUUUCAUUUUUUUUCUAUCAUAACCUACAUAUUUCUGCAAUUUAGAAUGGCACAUUUCUAGUUCCAUACACUAGAACAAAUUUGUACAAAUACUCCUUCUUUUCUACUGCUAUUAGAGCAUGGAAUGAGUUGCCUAGAUCAGCCAGAAAAAACAAAGAUUUGGCCGAAUAAGUCAUUAUUAACAGGCACAGGUCACGGGUAGGACAUAAUCAUCUUCUUUUUUGAAGUAACGACUGUAUUUUAUAAAAAUAAGAUAUGGUAUUUUUUAGAUAAAAUUGUUAGGUCCAAAUUUCCUGUACUAAUAAAUUGGGUCUUUUAUUCUUAUAUUGUACAUUUUGAAUAAAAUGUUCACAGUAGGAAACUCUCUUUUUUUUUUUUUAAAUGUUUAAUCAAUGAAAUGUUUUAAAAUUUGUCUUUCAUAAAAGUAGAUACACAAAAAUAUACUUAUUCGCUUCCAGUUAACUUGCCAAAAUUAGUUUUUUUUAAUUGCUUUACUUUUGACCUAACUUUGACUAUGUCAUGUAUAAAUGAAAUAAAUCAUAUAACUCCA